Molecule: messenger RNA, 2223 nt
Organism: Aethina tumida (small hive beetle)
Lineage: Eukaryota; Metazoa; Arthropoda; Insecta; Coleoptera; Nitidulidae
Product: gustatory and odorant receptor 22-like
Exons: 7
Coding region: 325-1710 (461 amino acids)
Biological process (GO): sensory perception of taste
Cellular component (GO): dendrite; neuronal cell body; membrane
Source: RefSeq, a predicted model, not a curated record
CAAUAAUACAAUCGACACGUACCUGUCUGUUACAAAGAUGAAUCCUUUUGUAGACACCUAUGCACUCGUUACUUUGGUAUUGUCGUCGACGUCUCAGUCUUUUGGAAAACCUAAAACGAACAAGAAAACACGAACACCUCUCGUAAUGGCUGUGAGCACGCAACGUUGUCAAACGUAACAAAUUACCGAAUUUCUUAUAAUCGGUACACGGUCUAAAGUGGCCGUGGUGUGCAUAGGUGUCGGGACGCACCUGGGGUCCCAAAUCAAAAGACGAUGGGAAAAUGAUCGUCAUUUGUUUCAAUUAAUCCACGGUUCUUGGCAAUCAUGGAGACAUUUGUGAGGCACGGCGACACUCCGUAUCCGCAGGAGAACAAUUUCUUCCGUGCACGGAAUCCCCAUCAGAGAACCACCCAGAACAUCAACCAAAACUUGAGGCAAAGCCAAAUCGUGGACGUGGCCGUUACUCCAGAAGCGAACGACAGGAAUAAUCCUGAAAGCGACGUUCUGGACCAUUAUGACAAUUUCUAUCACACCACGAAGAGUCUGCUGGUGCUGUUUCAAAUUAUGGGCGUGAUGCCGAUUGAAAGAAACCCUAAAGGCAACCUGCAGAGAACGUCUUUUAAAUGGUUUUCGCCAACGUCAAUGUGGGCCAUAUUCAUUUACCUGACCGAAACCAUUUUCGUUUCGAUCGUGUUUAGGGAGAGGCUCAAUUUGAUUUUGCAUGGCAAGAAACGAUUUGAUGAGUACAUUUACAGCAUUAUUUUUUUGAGCAUUUUGGUGCCGCACUUUUUGUUACCAAUCGCCGCAUGGACGAACGGACAUGAGGUGGCGAAAUUCAAAAAUAUGUGGACAAGAUUUCAGUACAAAUACUUCAAAGUAAUAGGCCAGCCGAUAAUCUUCAAGAACCUGACACUAAUAACAUACUCUCUGUGCAUUUUUUCCUGGGUCCUGGGCAUAGCAAUCAUGCUGGCUCAGUACUAUCUUCAGCCCGACAUGCUUCUAUGGCAUACAUUCGGGUACUACCACAUCCUGGCGAUGCUGAACUGCCUGUGCACCCUGUGGUACAUAAACUGCACGGCCAAGGGCAGAGUGGCCAAUUGGCUGGCCGAUAGUCUUCACGAGGCGCUCAAUUCAGACGACCCGGCCAGUCGAUUGGGGGAGUACAGAGAUUUAUGGGUCGAUUUGUCCCAUAUGAUGCAACAGCUCGGUAAGGCAUACAGCGGAAUGUAUGGCAUGUACUGCAUAUUAAUCCUCCUAACGACAAUUGUGGCCAGUUACGGAUCCUUAACUGAAAUAAUGGAUCACGGACUGUCUUUUAAAGAAGCGGGUCUAUUUCUGAUAGCUUUUUAUUGCAUGUCUUUACUCUACAUCAUCUGCAAUGAGGCGCAUCACGCAUCGCGAAAAAUGGGACCAGAAUUUCGUGAGAGGCUCCUGAACGUCAAUCUCACUUUGGUCGAUCACAAGACCAGGAACGAGGUGAACAUGUUUCUUACCGCCAUUGAUAAGAAUCCUCCUACCAUGAACCUGAAUGGUUAUGCUAAUAUCAACAGGAAAUUGAUUUCUUCGACAGUAACAUCGAUGGCGACGUACUUGGUGAUGCUGAUGCAGUUCAAAUUAACGCUGAGCCGCAACGCCACGAUAGCGGCCCACAGGGCGGCGACUAAGGAGCUCCUCGCCGCUGGAAACGCGACGACGGCACUCAAAAGCUGAAAAACUAAUCAACAUACCGACCGCUUCAAGACACAUUGUUGCACGCAUUGCACUUCUAUUUGCAUGUAUUCCUAUCGCCGACACCUAAUUGUCUACAUAUGUGGCGAACUAAUCAACUGGACGGGUGUGGAUGCUAUAGGGUUCCGACAUUCAUUCUCGGACGUGACGGCGCUGAAAUGUGAUCUGAUGAUGAAUGGGCCAAUUGAUAUAUUGUAAUUGUUCGACGGUGUAAUUUAGAUGCAACGCGAACCUAUGCAUAAUUCCUUUGUUUUACAUCGGUAGCAGGAAACGUACACCAACCAACCUAUAAUCAUCAGCUGAAUCUCGAGAUAAACUACGGUGGAAAUUGGCUCCUUAACAAGUUGCUAGUGUAGUUUGAAGUUAAGACUGUAUGAAUAUUAAACGAAAAUUUUAUUGGAAGGCACCUUUUUUUAGAGUAAGAAGGAAAGCAAUUAUACAGUUCGUUGCCAAAAAUGUCACUUACUUAAAGUACCAAUAAAUUAUUUAAACGAU